AUGAAUAGUCGCUGCCAAGUGGAUUUGAUUGACAUGCAAUCUCAGGCAGAUAAUGAAUUUAAGUUUAUUAUGGUUUACAAGGACCAUUUAACGAAAUUUGUGCUACUACGACCACUUCAGAGCAAAAGAGCGGAAGAGGUUGCGUUGCAUGUACUUGAUAUAUUUUUGAUAUUUAUAGCUCCUUGUAUACUGCAAUCUGAUAAUGGAAGAGAGUUUGUAAAUUCAAUUAUAGAGCAGUUACGUACGUAUUGGCCAGAAUUGAAGAUUGUUCAUGGGAAGACUCGUCACAGCCAGUGUCAGGGUUCGGUUGGGAGGGCCAAUCAAGACGUAGAAAAUAUGUUGGCUUCAUGGAUGAAGGAUAAUAAAACUACAAAGUGGUCCUAUGGUCUUCGUUUUGUUCAAUUCAUGAAAAACAGAGCUCUACAUUCAGGAAUUAAACAAUCACCAUACAAAGCUAUGUUUGGGAUUGAACCAAGAGUUGGGAUGACAACCUCAACUUUGCCAUCAGAUAUUAUAAAAACUAUCGAAGACGAGGAUGAACUUCAGAAAAUGUUCGAGGAUAUGAACGCAGAACAAGAAACUGAGCAAGCACGAUCAGGGGAGCAUAUUCUUGCUAAUAAGUCGACCAACAUUUCUCUAAUUAGAGAGGAAACCAAAGAAAAUUUAAUAAAGCAAGUCAAACGAAUGAAAAAGAUAUCCAAUGCAACUCAUCCUGAGAUUGAUACAGAAGGUAAUGUUGUUGUUCCCAUUCCAGAUGUUGGUAGAGCAAAAGCUGAUUUGCGAAAUCUCAUCGGUGUAGUGCUUGAAAAAAAUAAAGAUGGCCUGUACAAAAUUGGUACGAAAGACGGAGUUCUCAACAAACUGUAUUCGAGGUAA
This is a messenger RNA of Argiope bruennichi, 876 nucleotides long. Its product is annotated as KRAB-A domain-containing protein 2-like. Gene Ontology annotation, molecular function: nucleic acid binding. Bases 1 to 876 code for a protein of 291 amino acids. The record is from RefSeq and is a predicted model, not a curated record. Gene Ontology annotation, biological process: DNA integration. Lineage: Eukaryota; Metazoa; Arthropoda; Arachnida; Araneae; Araneidae. The transcript has a single exon.